Messenger RNA from Biomphalaria glabrata, 8696 nucleotides. Its product is annotated as acetylcholinesterase-like. Gene Ontology annotation, cellular component: plasma membrane. Bases 225 to 2495 code for a protein of 756 amino acids. Gene Ontology annotation, molecular function: acetylcholinesterase activity. NCBI's taxonomy places the organism in Eukaryota, Metazoa, Mollusca, Gastropoda, Planorbidae. Gene Ontology annotation, biological process: acetylcholine catabolic process; choline metabolic process. The record is from RefSeq and is a predicted model, not a curated record. The transcript is spliced from 4 exons.
GAGAGAGAGAGAGAGAGAGAGAAAGUGAGAGCUGGUGAACAGAAGAAUGAGAAAAUGAGUGGUACUACUCUGAUAGUUUAAUGCCCACUCAAUGUACGGUGCUAUAUAUUUCAGUCUUCGUACAUCUCGCCUGUCAGUUUGUGUACAUCCAGCAGUACGCGGCGGUCAGCUGUUUAUAAGAUUUGUUUGUGAAAAUCAUUAGUGUACUAUCUCAUUCAUCAACUAUGCAUACAGUUAAAAGAAAACAACUGGCACUCCAACUCUUCAUAGGUCUUUUCCAACUGUUUCACUUAACAGACAAAGGCUAUGCCUCUCCUGUGACUAUACCGGUUACUCUGACCACCACACUAGGAGAUGUCGUUGGUGUUCGGCAGACGACAGGCGCCACCCCUGUUGAUACAUUCUAUGGAAUCCCAUUUGCGCAGCCUCCUGUUGGCUCGAUGCGGUUUAAGCCCCCAGUGGCGGCAGAACCUUGGGAUGGCGCCAAGUGCGGACUGGAGAAACCGAACUCUUGUUGGCAGGUAGUCGACACUUAUUUUGAUAACUUUCGGGGCGCUAAUAUGUGGAACCCUAAUACGCCACGUAGCGAAGACUGCCUUUAUUUGAAUGUGUGGCGCCCAGCCUGCGAUUCAGGUUGUCAGCCCAAGACAAUCAUGGUGUGGAUAUUUGGGGGCGGUUUCUUUGCAGGCACCUCAACUUUGGAUGUUUAUAAUGCAGCACAACUCGCCGCCAGGAAUGACGUCAUCGUUGUCUCCUUUGGUUACAGAGUCGGCAUAUUUGGUUUUCUUUAUCUUGGGAACGACAGCGCUCCCGGAAACGCCGGUCUGUUAGACCAAGUGAUGGCUCUAAAAUGGGUGAAAGAUAACGCUGUCAAUCUUGGUGGUUCUCCAGAUAAUAUAACAAUCUUUGGAGAGAGUGCAGGGGCAGUGAGUGUUGGCUUUCACCUCCUUUCUCCUCUUUCAAAAGAUCUUUUCAAGUACGCCAUCAUGCAAAGUGCAUCCCCUUUAGCUUUUUGGAGUCUCCAAGAUGUAGAAUUUGCCAGGAGUAGGGCACGUAAACUAGCUAAGGACUUGAGCUGUAAUUUAGAAAGCGCCUCGGAUGUCUUAACCUGUUUGCAAGCAGUGAGUGCUGAAAAAAUCAUUAAUCGCACAUAUGAAUAUAAUACUGAACCAUUUAUAGACGUUGCUUUUGGCCCUGUUAUUGACGGUAACUUUCUCACCGACAAUCCAGUAUCGAUUAUAAAAAGAGGUGAAGCAAAGAAAACUAGAGUUAUCCUUGGUGUUAACAAAAAUGAGGGCUACUACUUUGAAGUCUACGCACACAAGGACAUCUUCGAUCCUCUAAAUAAAAAUGGAACGAUUAGUGAAACUGAUUAUCAAACUAUUCUCAAUUAUUUGUUCAAUAACGAUACCUCUGUGAUUCAGGAAGUGAAACAGAAAUAUCCAGUGGAUUCCAAUAAUUCCUUCUCAACUAAUAUUGACAGCAUAACCGGUGACAUGUUUUUUAAAUGCCCUGUUGUAGAUUUCGCUGAGCUCUACUCCAGACAUUCAGACGCAGUGUACAUGUACAGUUUUGAACACCGGACAAGCCAAACUCCCUGGCCAGAAUGGAUGGGUGUUCUUCACGGCUACGAGAUAGAGGUUAUCUUCGGUUUACCUUUGGCGGCAGGUUCUAAUUACACAGAAGCUGAAAAAGGCCUUAGUUCUUUGAUGAUGAAACUCUGGACGGACUUCGCAAAGACAGGGAAACCCAGCCCAACAGAUGAGGAUCAGUGGCCAGAAUACAAGCCUGAUGUGCAAGCGUACGUAGUUAUUGACAUUGAUGGACCCAGAACAGACCACAAACUUCGCGAUGACCAGUGUCCUUUUAUGGUAAAUAACGCAGAAGAAACACGGAAUACAACUUCCUCGCGAAGCCUUGAAAACGACAGUAUCAAUUCAAAUCCAGUGCUGGUAUUAGACGUCAAUGAAAGCCAAAACAGAAGUAGGAAUUUUUCAAGUGAAUUAUUUACUCAAGAAAACAAUGAAAAUAAUUCAAGCCAGAUGUUUAAUUAUACCUUGCCAAGCCAAGAAUACAAUAGUUCAGACCCAGUGAAAACAAAUACCAAUCAAAACAGUGGGGACAUUACAAGUCUAUAUGCUCAUGAAAAGAUUGAAGAUAACUCAAGUCAAGUGCUAAAUAAUACUUUGUCAAACCAAGAAAACACUAGUUCAGGCCCAAUGCAAAGGAAUACUUACCAAAACGAUGGGGAUGAUCUAAGUCAACUAUUUACUCAGGAAAGCCAUGAAAAUGCCUCAAGCCAACUGUUAUAUAAUACCCUCCCUAUCCAUGAAUACAGUUCAAAUUUUUCCAGCCCAGGGAUAACCGAUAACCAGGAAAAUAUUGAAAAUGCUUUAAGCUACUUGGUAGAUGAUAUUCAGGGAAACAUCGGAAAUGUAUCAAAUCAAGAGCUACCUAAUACCCAGCUAAACCAGGAAAACAGCAAUGUAGUUUAAAACCCAAUGUGGAUUUGAUUUUCAUAGUAUGCAAUCACACAUACAUACACAAUUUACACUCAGGGAUAGAGAUUAUCCAAGUGAAUUCAGAUAAAAUUUAUUGACAUUCUUGCUCUAAAUAAAUGAAAAUAUGGGUUUUCUAUUUCAGGCUUAUCCACAUCCACUCGAGCACACAAGAAAAACAACAGAAAACGUAACAGUAAUAUUCCAACAUUAAAAUUGGUUGUUGAAAAAUAAGAUAAUUUGGCAUGCAGAGAGAGAGAGAGAGAGAGAGAAAGAGAUUAGAUGUGUAUGGCAAACAAUAUAUUAGAAAUAAAACUCUUCCACAAAGUAAUAACAAUACACACAGCAAACAAACACAGGAGACAUCCAAGCUACCCAUUGUAACAACACUGAUAAAAGUUGAUGUCUUGACAUAUUGGCUCGACGUGAAAUUCAGCAAACUUGAGACUAUCUCUGGUUUAUCUUUACAAACAUGGCAACCAAAUGUUAUGUGUAUAUGCUUUUAAAUGGAGUCGGCUGUGCCUUAAAAACAUCAUUUGUAUCUAAACUAGUCGGGCCUCCUAAAGGUAUUAGUGACAGGCUCAUGACCCUAAAGCUGCCUUUACAAAACGGAAAGAAACACAUUUUCAUAGUUAGCUGUUACGCACCCACCAUGACCAACCCAGAUGAUGUCAUAGCAAAGUUCUAUGAAGAACUAAACUCCACCUUACUUGAUAUUCCAAAAAACAGAUAAGUUACCCCAUUCUCGGUGACUUCAACGCAAGAGUCGGCUCUGAACAUCACAUCUGGAAAGUUGUCUUAGGCUAAUUCGGGAUUGGUCAGUGCAACAGCAACGGAUUAUUACUACUCCAGACCUGUGCUGAACACAAGCUGCUCUUAUCAAACAUAAUAUUUUUUCAGUUUCCCAAUGACUAAAGCCAACUUCCUGGAUGCAUCCCCGCUCAAGACACUGGCGUCUCAUAGACUAUGUCAUCACCAGACAAUCCGACCGUCAGGACAUACGUGUCACCAAAUCUUGCUGUGGUGCAGAAUGUGGAACAGACCACCGCCUUAAAACUAAACAUUCGUAUUCAACCAAAGAGACGUACGCAAAAAUCUAAACCCCUAAAAAAGCUAAACACGGCAGACUAGCAGAUGACUAAAUUGAAAAGUCGAUUACAGAUGCGAUAGACAACUGCCUCAAGUCCACCCCUCUAACUGAAUCAAAUGUAGAUAAAAACUGCGAAUGCUUCAAAGAAGCUAUCCAUAGCACAGCAUUAAGCAUAGUCGGAUCUAUGGAGAGAACUGAUUUGAUGAAAACAGUACGAGAUCAGAAAACUAUUAGAUGAAAAGCACAAGCUCCAUAAAUUGUAUCUAAACAACCCAAACUCCCAGUCCACUAAAGAUGCAUUCACAAACAUCCGCAAAAAUGUGCAAAAACUGUUACGCCAAAUGCAAGAUACCUGGCUAAGCAAGAAAGUAGAAACAAUACAGGAAUUUGCUGACAAGAACUUCUUCCAUGCCAUAUACGAGGUCUAUGGACCCACAAAGGCAGACUCAUCCCCUCUACUAAAUGCUGAUGAGACAAUCCUAUUGACAGAUAAGGAAGAAAUCCUAAAACGCUGGGCCGAGCACUUUGAAAAGGUUCUCAAUACACCUUCGAUUAUAAAUGAAGCGGCCAUAGACAGGCUACAGUAAGUACCAAUAAAUGAAAAAAUGUAUGACUCCCCUACGCUAAAGGAAACCAAUCUUGCCAUUCAACAGCUCGCAAGCGGAAAAGCCCCAGGAGCUGACUUCAUUCCCGCAGAUGUCUACAAAAAAGAUGGAUAAGCCCUGAUUGAAAGACUUCAUGAGCUGUUCUUAAUUAUGUGGGAACAAGAGUCAAUACCACAAGACUUUAAAGAUGCCACAAUAGUCCAUCUAUACAAGCGAAAAGGAAACCGCCUAAUCUGCGACAACCACAGAGAACUAUCUCUUCUCUCUAUUGCUGGGAAAAUCCUCGCACGCAUCCUACUAAAUCGGCUCAUGCAACACAUAGAACACGGUCUACUACCGUAAAGCCAGUGCGGCUUCUGAAAAGAGCGUGGAACCAUUGACAUGAUCUUUGUGGCAAGGCAGCUCCAGGAAAAAUGUCCAAGAACAAAAUGCUGACCUCUUCUCAAUAUAUGUCGACCUAACAAAAGCAUUCGACACUGUUAGCAGAGAAGGACUCUGGAAGAUUAUGUCAAAGUAUGGUUGUCCACAAAAAUUCAUAACCAUGGUAAGACUAUUUCAUGAUGGCAUGAAGGCUCGUGUCCAGGAAAGUGGAGAGCCAUCAGAGCUCUUCGAAGUAUCAAAUGGGCCAAAACAAGGCUGUGUCGUAGCACCUACACUGUUCUGUAUCAUGUUCUCUGCUAUGCUGACAGAUGCAUUCACAAAUAGAGAAAACAACGGGAUAAAUAUAACAUACAGAUUUGAUGGUGGCCUAUUCAACCCGAGGCGGCUCAAAGCAAAAUCAAAAAUGAAAUCAGCAUUAACCAGGGACUUGCUAUUUGCUGACAACUGUGCACUAAAUGCCUGCUCUGAAAAUGAUCUGCAGAGCAUCGUCAGUGACUUCUCAAGAGCAUUCUCAGACUUACCAUUAACACACAAAAAAAAACACACACACACACAAAACUGAAGUCUUAUAUUUGUCUGCUCCAGGUAAUCCUACUUGGAUCCAAGCAUCAAGAUAAAUGGACAUGAUAUAAACUCAGUAGACAGAUUCACAUAUCUUGGUAGCACACUCUCCAGAAACGGAAAGAUCGAUAAUGAAAUCGACCUGCGUAUCGCCAAGGCCUGUGCAUCCUAAAAAAGUCUAGAACAGACGUGGUAUCACGACAAAUACAAUGCUAGGGAUCUAUCGAGCUGUCAUCCUCCCUACAUUGCUCUAUUCCUCAUAAACGUGGACAGUGUACAGAAAACAUGCAAGGAAACUGAACAACUUUCACAUGACAUGUCUAAGAAAAAUACUGAAUGUCAAAUGGCAAGACAAAAUACCAGAUACUGAAGUCCUUCGAAGAGCGGGUCUGCAAAGCAUCCACACAAUCCUGAUGCAGUGCCAGAGUGGAAGACUGCCGCAUUCCUAAACGACUCUUGUAUGGCCAACUAAGCGAAGGAAAGCGCUCGCAAGGUGGUCAAAAGAAAACUCUUCAGGGACACCCUCAAAGCUUCUCUGAAGGCGUUCAGCAUAGACCCAGUCACUUGGGAGACAGAGGUACAUGACAGAGCAUCUUGGAGUCGUGAUGUGAAAGCUGGCGCACAGGUUGCUGAGGAAAAGAGAACAACGCUGGCAGAAGAAAAACGCCACAGAAGAAAAGCAAGGCCAAUGACACUAGCUCCAGCUGGAAUAACCUGCCCACGUGUGCAGCCGAACAUUCCGGGCUCACAUAGGUCUCACCAGCCACAUGAGGAGUCAUAAAAUCCCAGUGCAAAGCCCUCAGCCCUCUGGAUGACAAAGUGGUCAUCAUCGAACCACGAUGGACGAACUAUAUAUAAAUGAUCUUUCUAUUACCAGGCCACGAGAAUCACAAAGAUCUAAUACAACCUCACAAAUUGGGAUAACUCCAUUUUUUUGUGUAUCAUUGGAUACCUCUUGUGUUUUUUAUCUUUUGUCUACAUAGGAAAGAGGAGAAGUCUGGGAGAUGGUGAGGGCUGAAAGCCGAGUGGUUAAGUGCAAAUCUAAUGGUCUCGGGUUGAAUUCCUGGCGUGCUAGAUCGUGGAACUUCAAAACUUGGAAUUAACUGAACUGAAGGACGCCGAAUUCAUCUUGCUGAAAAUAAGACACACCCAACCUUGUAAAAACACUGACCGAUGUAAAGGUUGAAAUAAACUGGGUCAGCCUUGAAGAACCCCUGAAUAAACUAUUGUCUACUUUACAAAGAGAAGCUUGAAAUGGGAUGAUAAAACGCUCAUAAUGUUAAAUUACAAAAAAGAGAAACGAUCAACAAUCAGAAAGAUACAUUCGUGUCAGAAAGAGAAAAAAAAAGUUUCAAGUGCCUUUAGAAUUCUGCAUUGAGUUGCCUGAACUAAAAGCUCAAAAUUGCAACUAGAUAUCCCAAAUGUUGAUGUGUACAGUUAUUAAAAAUAAAAAUAAACUUUAUAGAAUCCUAAAUGCUGGUGGUAAAAUCAUCUUUAAAAAAAAAAUCCCAUUUGGGCAGUUGUUUGAGACAAACAUCUAUAAAAAAGCUAACAAGAUCCUCGAAAUAAAGAAUCACCCUCUGUGUCAGGAUUUUGUGAUUUUACCAUCACAAAAGAGAUACAAGACACCGAUAGCAAAGACAAACAGACACAAACACUCUUUUGUUCCCCUGGCAAUCAAAUCAUUAAAUAAGAACAAUCUGGUAUAAACUUUGUCACAUGUAAAUUAUGAGUGCGUCUGGUGUGAACCCUACACUUUGGUUUCUUCUAGUUAUAAUGUUUUUUAUUUGGUGUAAUGCACAAAUUGUAAGACAAAUUUCCAUAUGGACAAUAAAGAUUAUAAUGAAAUGAUAAUAGAUUUUAGGAAACAUAAAGGCCAUCUUACAGAAAUUCAGAUAAAUAACCAAACCAUAGAACAAGUGCAAGAAUAUAAAUAUCUAGGUACAACCAUCGACAACAAACUGAAAUGGAGUGAACACUGUCAAAACCUUUACACAAAAAUUCACCAACGUCUUUUCUCUUAGAAAGCUAAGGAAGUUUAACAUCGACAAAACAAGAAUUACACUUUUGUAUACAAUAACCAUCAGCAGUCUAAUUAACUUUGCCAUCACCUGCUGGUAUGGUAAAACUUCACUUGCACAAAGACUUAGACUAAAUAGACUAAUAAAAAAAAAAGCAUCGUAUAUCACUCGAACACAGCUACCAUCUCUUGAAGAGCUUUUCCAUGAAAGUUGCCUUUCCAAAACACACACGAUUCUUAAAGAUAACCUUCACCCAUUAAACCACUGUUACAUACGAUCUUAACGAAGUGGUUGUCUCCUUUCCAUUAGAACUAAAACAGAAGGAUUUAAAAACUCUUUCAUCUCACUGCCGGUCAGAGUUUUACCAAACCAUCUCUCAUCAUCAAGAAGUUCAUAGAAGUCAAAUUCAUAAAGCGCUGGUCUGUAUGUACUUCGUGUGUGAAUGUUGUUCGUAUUUGCAUCUAUAAUGUUAUUGUUACAGUAGUUACGCUGAGGUUGUCAAUUGUUGUCAAACUGAAUUUCCAUUUGAUUGGAUCAAUAAUAUUAUCUUAUCUUAUAUAUAUAUAUAUAUAAAGGCUUAUAUAUAUAUGCCUACUAUUUAUGUUAUUCACAAAACCUAGCCAAUGCAGUAAAUAAUGAUGGUUUAUUUAUUGCAAGCUCUAUGAAACCUUUGUAUUUUAUUUUCGGUAUUUCCUCACAAAGCCGCAGUUUUAUUUAUAUACAACUUUUUUUUUCAAAUAUCACGAAUUCCGAAUUUUCAAAGCAAUAUUUGUUCUUUUAAGCCUACUUCUUUUUAAUAUGCCUGACGUCGUUUCUACUUCCUUUUAGAAGUGGUCUAAAUUAAAAACAAUACCUUCCUAAUAGCAUUAAUGAGUAGUGUUGGGAACUAAACUAAAUUUAUUUAUUCGAAUCCUCAAAAAGAAUAAGAAUUGCUAUGUACAGGUAUAAACAUAAAGAGUAAGAAAAUGCAGUUUAAGAUUACUAUUCGUUUUAAAUUAGGUCUAACUUAUAAUGCAUACUAAAUAGCUUUUUCUCUUUAAAAUACUGCUUGCAUAAGUGAUUUUAAAAAAUUAGAUUUUUCGCUUUCAGAAAAAAAAAAGUAGCCGUUGCAUCAGAACUUUGAAUGGUCUAAAAUAUUGUGAUGUCCGAUUUUCAAUAUCUUUUCUAGUUUACGAGAUCUAAACGGGACGGACGGACAGACAGACAGACAUUUCACACAAAACUAAUAGCGUCUUUUCCCCUUUCGGGGGCCGCUAAAAAUGCAAACUUUCGACAAAGAUUUCUUUAGUCUAGAUAUGCACAUUAAUGUCCACUAAAUAAUGUCUUGAUUACUAAACCAACGUGAGAGGUAUAAAGGGAUGUGUAACAUGCAACCAAUCUAGAGUGACCUAGAAACGAGGUCAGAAGUUGUUCACGUGAUCAUUCCUUCAUGUCUUCCUGUUUUGUUUUACUGGCUAAUAAUACGUCAUUAAGAAAAUGGCAAAGGAAAGUUUGACAAUUGUUUGUUUUUUAAUAAAAUAAAGUUGAACAAAAAGUGAAA